Didymodactylos carnosus is the source of this 1158-nucleotide messenger RNA. NCBI's taxonomy places the organism in Eukaryota, Metazoa, Rotifera, Eurotatoria, Philodinida, Philodinidae. The record is from the annotation of a GenBank genome assembly.
AUGGAUUUAACUGUAAAUGAAUUAACAUCGGCGUCAUCAUUAAACAAUAACAGCAAAACACUAGUGACUGAUAUGGAAAAAUCGAAUGAAAUGCAACUGAAAUUUGAUGAUGACGAUGAUGAUGAGAAAAAAUCAUCGGCAUCAUCAGAAUCAGUAAUUAUGACGAGUAUGAUUCGUGGUUAUCAGUUAUCACAAGUACUUUAUGUUGCAGCAAAACUUGGUAUAGCUGAUAUAUUAGCUUGCCACAAUCGUAUGAAAAUCGAUGAACUAUCUAAACUAACUGAUACACAUACACCAUCACUUGAACAUUUACUUCGUGCAUUGGUUCAUGUUAAUGUAUUUAGAGUAGAUGAAGAUGGUUAUUAUUAUUCAACAUCCUUAAGUAAAUUAUUAGAAAUGAAUUCAUCAAGAUCAAGUGUUCUCACAUGGGUUCAACCAUGUUUCUGGCAAACAUGGGGCUCAUUACUGAACAGUAUUAAAACAGGUAAAUCAUCAUUUGAAAACUUAUAUGGAGUGGAUUUUUACCAAUACUCAGGACAAAAUCCAAAUAUUAAUUCUACAUUCAAUGAAUGUAUGGCAUCUGGACCACGACAUAAACAAUUUGUAAAAAUUUAUGAUGGUUUUUCUAAUGCGAACUGUGUUGUUGAUAUUGGUGGUGGAAUUGGUAGAUUACUUAUGAAUUUAUUAACAAAACAUAAACAUUUAAGAGGAAUAUUAUAUGAUUUACCUCAUGUAAUCAAUACAAUUAAUUUACAACAUUUAGAUAAAUCAGUAGCUGAGCGAUUUACAAUUAUUGGUGGUGAUAUGUUUACUGAUAUACCAAUUGAUGGUGAUAUCUACAUUAUAUCAAAUAUUUUAAUGGAUUUAAAUGAUGAGAAAGCACAAAUUCUAUUACAUAAUUGUCGUCAAGCAAUGAAAAAUGGUAAACGCUUAUUAAUUGUUGAUGUAAUAAUGUCAUCGUCUAUUGAUGUUAGCACGAAUGAAUUAUGGAAAGAAAUAUCUUAUUUACAUAUGCUUGUUGUUCAUCAUGGUAAAUUUCGUACACAAUUAGAAUUUCAAACAUUAUUGGAAAAUCAAAAUUUUAAAUUAAACAGAAUUAUACCAAUAAUGAAUAGUCUUGUAUAUGUAGGCAGCAUAUUAGAAUGUAUUGCAACAUAA